AUGGCACCCCAAUUACAAAAGGCGUUCCAGAUAAUCGAUGAGGCCCAUGCCGAGGAUCCCAAGAAGGUCACGAUCAAUGGACAAGAAAUUGCAUACGAGCUUCACUAUGCCCAGCAGAUGAGCUGGUACUUGGAAAGACGCUCACCCGAUGCCUCGGAUCCUCUCAAGAUCGCCAUUCGCGCACAACACUUUCGCCGCUGGGAAGUGCCUCGAGACUCGUAUCCCAUGACGCGCAUUGGUUACCACAGCUGGAGAACCUUCCUCAAGAAGAGACAGGCACAACUGGUCAAGCCCAUCAUGGAAGAGUGCGGCUUCAGCGCAGAAGAUACACAAAAGACCAUGGCCAUGAUUGAAAAGCAAGGUCUGCGUGAGGGCGAUGCAGAGACUCAGGCUCUGGAAGAUGUUGCAUGUCUGGUCUUCCUCGACGACCAGUUCGAAGCCUUUGAGAAGACGCUGGAUGAGGAGAAGAUCAUCAAGAUCCUCCAAAAGACAUGGGUCAAGAUGAGUCCAGAGGGUCAUAAGAUGGCUCUGGAGCUUCACAUGUCUCAAAGAUGUCAAGAACUGGUCGGAAAAGCUUUGGCUUGA
Molecule: messenger RNA, 585 nt
Organism: Aureobasidium subglaciale EXF-2481
Lineage: Eukaryota; Fungi; Ascomycota; Dothideomycetes; Dothideales; Saccotheciaceae
Exons: 1
Coding region: 1-585 (194 amino acids)
Source: RefSeq, a predicted model, not a curated record